Messenger RNA from Schistocerca americana (American grasshopper), 2164 nucleotides. RefSeq names its product methyl farnesoate epoxidase-like. Gene Ontology annotation, molecular function: oxidoreductase activity, acting on paired donors, with incorporation or reduction of molecular oxygen, reduced flavin or flavoprotein as one donor, and incorporation of one atom of oxygen; heme binding; iron ion binding. Lineage: Eukaryota; Metazoa; Arthropoda; Insecta; Orthoptera; Acrididae. Gene Ontology annotation, biological process: xenobiotic metabolic process. The record is from RefSeq and is a predicted model, not a curated record. The coding region runs from base 19 to 1527 and encodes 502 amino acids. The transcript is spliced from 9 exons. Gene Ontology annotation, cellular component: intracellular membrane-bounded organelle; cytoplasm.
UCGGGCCAGCCGCCAGCAAUGGGGAGAGACGACAUGCUUUCUCUGGUGCUGCCUCUGCUGCUCGCCGCGGUCGCCCUGGCCGUGUGGCUCUGGGGGCAGCUGAGGCGCCCUCCGGGAUACCCGCCAGGUCCGACAUGGCUUCCCUUGGUGGGCAACUACCAGGACAUCCGCCGGCUGAGCAAGAAGCUGGGAUCGCAACACGAGGCGUUCACGUACCUAGCCCAGAAGUACGGAUCGCCCGUGAUUGGUUUACAUCUGGGCGGCGACCUGACCGUCAUCGUCUCCACCAGGAGCCUCAUACGAGAGGUGCUCACGCGACCCGAAUUUGAAGGACGGCCUCGGAACUUCUUCGCUUACCUCCGCAGCCUGGGGCUGAGGAAAGGAGUUACGUUGGUGGAUGGCAAGCUGUGGCAGGAGCAGCGCGCCUUCGUGAUACGACACCUACGCUCUCUGGGCUUCAGCGGGGCUGCUAUGCAGGCUCAGGUGGAAGAGGAGGUGCGUGCUCUGCUGGAAGAACUGAGCAACAGGUGCGGGAGACCAACACAGCUCAAAAAGCUGCUGGCGCCCUCCGUGCUCAACGUCAUCCUCCAGUUCUGCGCUGGGUACCGCUUCCCGCGCGACGAUCGGCGCCUACAGACGCUGCUAGACCUGAUAAACACGCGAUCACGAUCCUUCGACAUGGCUGGAGGCAAACUCAGCGCCAUGCCGUGGUUGCGCUUCAUCCAGCCUGAGGCAACUGGCUACAACGCGAUCAUCAGGUUCAACGAGAUGGCGCGCACCUACUUUUUAAAAACUAUCGAAGAACAUAAGGCAACAUACACGCCAGGAAAGAAGAGAGAUCUCAUAGAUGCAUUUCUGUAUGAAAUGGCAAAAGCAAAACAGGAACAAGAUGAGAACACAACAUUUACGGAUAACCAGCUUCUUAUGCUGUGCUACGACAUGUUUGUUGCUGGCUCGGAAACGACAGGCAACUCUCUCCGAUUUGCUUUCCUUAUGAUGUUACGACAUCCUGACGUCCAGGAACGAGUGCACAAAGAGAUAAAAGAAGCAAUUGGCACCCACAGGCUCCCAACACUAGAGGACAAAGACAGAUUGGUUUAUACCAGAGCUGCUCUGACGGAGUCACAGAGAAUGUGUCAUGUCAUACCAAUACGGGGAACUCGGCGAGUGCUCGAAGACACCACACUACAUGGCUAUCGACUUCCAGAGAAUACAGUUGUCCUACUAAAUAUCUGGUCAUUGCACAUGGAUAAAGACCAUUGGGGUGAUCCUGAAGUAUAUCGACCAGAGCGUUUCAUUACUGAAACUGGGCAGUUUAGAGAGGAUGAUGCAUUCUUACCAUUUGGUCUUGGUCGACGUCGGUGCUUGGGGGAGCAUUUGGCAAAAUGUUGUUUAUUCCAAAUGUUUGCUGGAAUCUUACAAAAAUUUCAACUUGUUCCUGCAGAUGGUACUGACCUAAAGUAUGCUACUUUGGAGGGCCUUAAUCUUGCUCCAAAACCAUAUGAUAUUAUUUUUAAAUCUCGAUAACAUUGCAACAACACAAAAAUAUAAUUAUUUUCAGCACCAGUAUUAUGACAGCAAUUAAAACCUAAUACAUGAAUAUGUAUUACUGAAUGGAAAUUAAUUGAAAUUUCAUUUACUUAUCUCCAUACUGCCAUAUCAUCACUUCUUUGAAUUAGUGAGAGAAUAGAAAAGUCUCCAAUGAACAUUAUAAAAUAGAGAUGAGGUUUGUAAAAACUCAGCUACAUAUGAACAAGAAGAGGAGUAUUUUCAUAUUUCUGGUUAUCAAUAUGUGAACUAUAGCUCUCAACUAAUUAUUAAAUUCUAAUGUAGUUUUCCAAUGCAUUCCAGUAAUGUACCUUGCAGUUUAAUUAUACAUAACCCAAGUAAGUACACCAAUUCAUUUAUAGCAAUCUCAGUAACAACUUAUUACUACAUUAUUCUGCUAAGGAAAUGUUUAUUCAGUGAUGCCUGAAAUUAUUGUUUGUUAUUGUAUCUGUUUAUGACAGGUUAAUACACAGUGUACAUUUAAAAAAAAUAAAAAGCAGCAGUUGGAACACUUCAUGUCCUGCAAACUGAGACUCAUUUCUUAUGAACAACUUGACAUACUCAUUUACAAGGACAGAUUCCAGGAUCAAAUUAAAUGGCAUCAUAGGAUGUAUAU